AUGGGACGAGGUGAAAGAGACGAGAGUAAAAGAAGGGAGGCACCGGAGUCGACCCUCGCAAGGCGGGACUAUCCCCGCCAAAUCAUGAACAAGGUGAACGAUCGUGUUAGAUCGCCAGGAACAUCACGAUGCCUAACCACUACUAUGUCGCUUUCAAUUUCACCUUCGAGUCCUGAGGAACCUGUUACGCUGGUGGAACUGACCAGCGUGCCGGGUGGCCAGAAUGCGAUGGCUCAUCUCAAAAAACGGAAGCUGGAAGCAGAGUCCGUCAACCCGAAUCCUAAGCAACCGCAGCAGCUACAGCAACAGCAGCCGUUUCAGCAACAGCUACCGUUGAUCAACAAGAAGGGCGCACAACCGGUCAUUACUCAAGAAAUGGAGACAGCUGAUGCUGCUGCCAAGCGAAGGAGGAAAAGCGUACGGGACGACGAGACGCGAAAGUCGCUGGACGCCAACGAUCUCGGCAAGACCAUACCGUUGCCGCAAAAGAAACGAGCGUUCGCCGCUGGCAACUGCGGCAGCCCCGCAAGAAAGUCCAGCAAGCACUCGGAAGAGCCUGAGGACGACGAGACUCUUAUCAGGGAGACCGAGGCUGCGUUGAAAAGUUUGUCCGGGAGCUGGCCAGGCCCCAGAGGAUCCCUCUAUCAGAGAGGCAACUCCGACGAGGACAAGUACGAAUCGAAUUUCGAGAAUCUUUUCGAAGAAAAGAAGGAAAACCCGAAACUCUCGCCGUCGUCGGUGUCGAACUCGUCGACCACCAGCAACGAGGCUGGUUGCUCGUUGAAGGAUGUGAUAACAUUCCGCGGACAGCAAGACAGAAGUAAAUCGCAGCAACAGCUGAGACUGGAAGCGACCAAGCAGCAACAGCACCCCGCGAAAGUUAAAAAGGAUCUGGACCAUUUUCUGAAAGCGGAACACGAGAGUAUCGGCGUUCAGAGUCAAGUGAACAACGUGAACCCGAACGAGCCGGGUAAAAUCAGACCGGUGCCCGUGAGAUCGUUGUCGAGCAAGGAGAGAAAUGACAGAAACAUGGUCGGUGCGCACGUGGACCCUCAAGGUCGACAGACGGACAAAUAUUCCAGAUACGAUCCGCCGGACUUCAACGAGCUGGUAGAUGACUCGUCGAACGAGCUCGAGAUCGACAUGUCGGACCCGACCACGGACAAAGACGACGUCGACAGGGAGAAAAUGAACGACAGGGACAGGGAUCGCGGGUGCAGGAACGGACAAUCGCCCCAGAACGCUGCCAGACACCAGCAACAGCAGCAACAUCAGCUUUACGCGAACUACCAUAGACAGUACAGUGAAAACAGUAUGAAGGCUCUGGCGACCGCCACGACGUCUUCUGGUUCAACGCCGCCGUCGAAUUCUCCGUUCUCCGCGACGUCGGCGUUCAGACCGCCCAACACGGACCACGCGAAGGCGACUGGUCGAGGCACGCCGUCAGUGGCCGUGCCAUCCGCGGCGAUUCCACCUAUCGGACCGUAUCCAGCAUCCGCCACGUUCGUUGGUUACCCGACACCUGGUCCAGGACCAACGAUGCCCACCCCUCAACCUGUUACCGGGAUCGCGCCCACGCCGGAGGACAAACAUUCCUCCACAGUCUCACUGCUUCAGUUGAAAUCAUCGAAAGAGGAUACCCACCACGUGACCAGGCACGAGGUCACGUCGAAUCCGGUGACCAGCAGUAAAAGCCCGACCAGUGGUCUGCCAGCGGUCACGAGCCCCGACUCGUCGAAACAGUACACGAUCCUACAGCCGGCCGGGGUUGGCUCGCGUGCCGCUAGUGCCCUCCAGGACAUAGCCAGGGAGGGGGUGGUCAGUGUGACGGCCGUGAGCAGUUGUAGCACCGCGAACGGUGGCUCGACCACCGGGAACAACGGUAACGGUAACGGUGGCAGCUGUAACAGCAACGUAACGAGCAAAACGACGAACAGCAACAGUGGUGGUAACGCGAGCAACAACGGUAAUCCGACCGGUAACGGAAACGGUAACAAUGUGGCUAGCAUCACCAUUACCGCCGUCUCGACCAGCACGACCACGUCCAGUCCCGCGACCGGCGGCGACGUGUCAUCCGGAAGUGGAACAGGUCAACAAGAGAAUGUCAUGAAAAUGCCAGAGAGGUCGGGGACCUUCGACGGGAGCAGGCCAGGAAUGUCCAUGUCUCCGUCCAGUCUCAACAGAGAGGGCAACAAGUGCCCGACCCCAGGCUGCACGGGGCAGGGUCACGUGACCGGACUCUACUCUCACCACCGCAGUCUCUCCGGUUGUCCAAGGAAGGAUAAACUAACGCCAGAAAUUCUGGCGAUGCAUGAGACUAUUUUGAAAUGCCCGACGCCUGGUUGCAACGGCCGUGGCCAUGUCAGCUCGAACCGGAACACGCACAGGAGCCUGUCCGGAUGUCCCAUUGCCGCGGCCAAUAAGCAGGCCGCACGCGAGGCACGACACAAGGCUCAAGUGUCCGGGAUCCCGCCAGAGUACAUAAGUACGAACCUGUUGCCGCCGUCGAUGGAUAGCAAGAGCUACUCCCAGUACGGUUCCACGGCGCAGGACACAAAGCCGGUGCUAAAUAGCCUGACCUACGACUAUUACACGACAACGAAAAGCGCGGGGAUCAACGUAAAACCUCCCAAAACUCCGGAGGAGAGCCCUUCGUCCCGUAGCACUAAAGUAGUCCCUAAAACCGAAAACAUGACACCGAGCGGCAGUUGCUGCAACACGUUGCCGACCAGAGGUCAGAAUACGUCCGAUUUGUUGGUGCCCAAGACAGAGGAGACCGCUUCCUGUCGCGUGAAUUCGCCGCCACCGCCGCCACCGCCAACCGUACGAUCCACCUACGACUCCUACAUGAAUCAAGACUCGAACUCCUCGUCGAUGUCGUCGCUGGACGCAAUGGGGUCCAGAGGAUCCAUCGGCGCGACGAUACAUCAUCCGAGCCAGCACCCGACCCACCACGUUCUGCCCAUGCAGCCCACGGUCGCUUAUCCGAUGCCCAUGGUCGAGGACACCAGGAUGAGCCAUCAGAUGUCCCAGAGAUCGCCUUACGAGCCAUCAGCCAUGAUGGCGGCGGCUGCAGCGGCCGCUGCGGCGGCCACCACCAGCGAGGAUCUCUAUCAUCACAGAACGGCCGAGCACGCGAGGGCCUACAUGCACCCUGGUGCGAGUAAUAUCGCGCGACCGGUCGUCUCCUACUCCAACGAGAUCGCGAACGCGAGGGGCUACGAGAACGCCGUGGCCAGCGCCGCCAACCAUCGACCGUACGAUCCUGGCACCACGUCCGCCUACGACAGAUACGACACGCAGAGCUGCGCGCCUAUCCAGUCCCAACAGCAACAGCAGCAGCAGCAACAACAACAGCAGCAACAGCAACAGCAGCUGCACUCGAGGACGAACAUGUACUAUCUCGGACAGACUGGAAUGACGCCCGAGGAACAGGAACGAGUGUACCAUCAAGAAGCUGCAGCCGCGGCUCAGCAGCAUCAGAUGGCGAUGGCCGCUGCCACGGCCGCCGGAAUGAUGAAAACCGAAGAUGUGAAGUGCGUCACGGUGGCGCAGGUGCAGCAGAUGCAGAAACCAGGGGGCCCGCCGACUUCGCCUGGGGGGUCGGUGAUGGACCUGUCCACUUCCAGCGUCACGUCUACGAGUCCUCAGGCGCCCCCGUACGGUUCUAAUAGUCUGAGCCCUCAAUAUGGCGGCGGUCAGACCGUAGGCGGCAGUCCACAAGCUGCUGCGAGUCCUCACUUGACGGCUAGUCCUCAGGUCCCGAGUCCACAGGGGCAGACCCUAGAUCUCAGCGUGAACAGGCUUCACAGUGGAGCACCUAGUCCCCAAUAUCCAACCGGCCACGGAGAAGCCGUGGCGGUUCCGGUUGGACCAGGAUUCCCUGCGCCGAGACCAAUCGAGGAACAAACCGAGCCCGUGGAUUUCUCAACGGCGAACGAGCCGGUCAAUUUCAGCGGGGGUCCCGGAAUCAGGCCUGUGCCAGGAUUUCCACCACCCGGUGUGCACGUCGCGGCGUACAGUCGUGAAAGCACCCCCGACAGUGGAGGUUCCCACUACAUGGACGCCUACCGUGAUCCCACUGGAUAUGGACCAAUGAGCCCGCAUCCAGGCUACGGAAUGACAGGCGUUCAGCCGGAAUAUCCAGGGAACACUUACACCCCUUACCCCACCGCUGGUUACAAUUGCGGUGGAACUUAUCCCGGAGGCCCUGUGACUUCCGGUUACCAAAUCCCAGCUGGAUACACGCCGACACCUUGCUACAGUAUGCCGCCCCCGCAGCACACGGUCGGGCCUCUCGAUAAACCCACGGGUAAAGACGAUAGUAUGAAUAUGAGGCGGCACUCGUUGAAUUUUGCACCUCGUCCCGCUCCUCGUGGUCGCGAUGGCAAGGAGCUGAUACAGUGCCCCACGUCGUCCUGUGAUGGCAUGGGUCAUGUCUCGGGGAACUACGCUACCCACAGAAGCCUUUCCGGUUGCCCGCGGGCCGAUCGUUCCCAGAUCCAGGCGCACUCCCAGGAGCUGAAAUGCCCUACGCCAGGGUGCGAUGGUUCCGGCCACGUCACCGGGAACUACUCGUCUCACAGAAGUUUGUCCGGCUGUCCGCGAGCCAACAAACCGAAGAGCAAGCCGCGAGAUGGACAGGACUCCGAGCCAUUAAGAUGUCCAAUCCCGGGUUGCGACGGCUCUGGCCAUGCCACUGGCAAAUUCUUGUCGCACCGCAGCGCAUCUGGCUGCCCCAUUGCCAACAGGAACAAAAUGCGUGUACUGGAGUCGGGAGGUACGGUGGAGCAGCACAAAGCAGCGGUGGCGGCGGCGACGGCGAUGAAGUUCGAGGGUGUCAAUUGUCCUACGCCAGGCUGUGACGGAAUCGGCCACAUAAACGGCUCUUUCUCGACUCACAGGUCCCUAUCCGGAUGCCCCAUAGCCGGGCACGCGGUGAAGAAGCCCAAGUUCGAGGACAUGUCUAGCAUGUACAGCAAAGGAAUCGCCGGAGUGGACACCAGUGGUCCGGCUCACGGGGGUGCGGUGGGUACGGUUCAGGGUAACACGAGUGGUAGCGGUACCGCCACUGGUCAGGGCGAGGAUCUCUACACACUGGAGGCCGAGAUUACGGAACUCCAGAGAGAGAACGCUCGGGUCGAAUCGCAGGUGCUGCGCUUGCGCUCCGAUAUCACCGCCAUGGAGAAUCAGUUGAAGCAAGGUGAAAAGGAAACAACGACGAUCGCCCAGCGGAACAACAACCUGACCGAGUACUACCAGUCGCUGCGCGAUAACAUGAUAACGUUGCUGGAGCACGUACGAAUACCGAACGCCCCGGGCGGACCGCAGGAGAAAAUGGGUCACGAAAACUUCGACAGUUACCUAACGAAGCUACAGACCUUGUGCACCGCCGAUGGCUACUGCACGGACGAGGCCAACAGGCCGAUAUACGAGACGGUGAAGACCGCGCUUCAGGACUUCACGGUCCUACCGACACCCAUCUGAGACCACCCUUAAAGCUCGAUGAUCGAUUACAACGCGACACGGACACGUUUAACGCAGUGACCGAAGCGUUGUGAACGUUAAAGAAAAUAAUAAACACUGUUCGCGUGGUUGCAAUUGGACACAUUGUGCGUCGAAAAAACGAACGGGAAUCGUGCGUCGUUAAAUGUUGGAGGGGGAACUUUUUAAUUGUAGGAAGAGACCCAAAGGACGUACCAAAGACAAUGUUUUUACAAAUUAUCGGGUGAUCUGGUUGCGUACCAGACGACGAUGGUGCUUUCACCGAUAAACGUCGUCGACUGUAUAGACUGUUAGUAAAUGUUACAACGGUAUCUAAAAAGCAUGCCCCACCCUCGAUGGUUAGGGGCGAUCUCGCGGACUGACGUUGCUCAUAGCGAUAUCAUUUUUUGUACAUAAUGAACUUGUACCACGUAAGUAUUAAGGCCCGGUAGCGAAGACCGCGCAGUCAUCGUGUAAAUAGGAGGAGAAAAGCAUUUAUAUUAUUGGAGGUACGUAAACGCGAUCAGUCUCACUAACGAGGCGUGUAAAAACGGAAUGGCCAGGCGAUAAUCGAAUGAUCCAGCUUAGAUGUAUAUCGGAAAAAAAAACGUACUGCUCUUACCAGUGUAUAACUGUUACUACCCGUUAAGCAAUCAACGUUUAAAUUUAAUGGAGACGAGGGAACCGCUGAAUACGCUGCUUCUGCUGAACCGACGGCUACUUAAUUAUGAAUUACUAUUGCGUAAUCAUUACCGCUAGAUACUAUUAUUACUACUAUUGUCACUGUUACAACCACCGAGAUCGUUUCUAGGAUUAAUCCAAGUCAUUAUUAUUGCUACCACUAACUCUUAUUACUGUCUGAUAUAGGGAUAUAGCGACGAGUAUACCGACGCAUUUAUAUUAUCAACGAGAACUACGAACGGUGCAACACAUUUGUCCAUAGGGGGUGUACAUAAUCGCAAGAGAGACCACGAAUGUCGCGCGAACGAUCGACGAGGGUGCUCGUUGGCGUCUCCGUGCAUUUUGCGAGACGCGAUCGGGAUCGUUCGCGCGACGUUACGAAUUUUUCGGGAUAUACAUGUCGAAUCGUGAAACACGGUGUAUUUAUCGAUGUCGCACGAAACGCGAGGACGCGAUCGUUCUCGUCGCGAGUUAAUUAAUCAAGGACGAAGGAUAUACUCGUUCGUAUGUGCAAUAGGUUUUGUUCGUAUUUCCGUUUUGGGAGAAAUUUAUCUUUGAACGCAGCGGGUGAUAAAACGCGCGCAACGGCUGCAUCCGCGCGAAGUUGUUAUUGGUUUUUUCGUUGACGCAUUUAGAAAUCCCCGUACACGAAUAAGUUUCCGUCUUUAUAAUGAAUUGUAAGAUACGCGAGGGACUCAGUGUAAAUAUAUUUAACGCGUUGCGAAGCGACUGUCUUAGACACGUGUAUCCUCUGCCUCUUUGACGCUCGAACAAAUGGCGGACGCGUCGGACGGGACAGGUUUGACAAUACGCGACGUUGUAUCGGCGAACACGAGCGCGUUCGGUUCGUUUCUGGUAUCGACAAGUAUACGAAACAAAAAAAAAGUAAAAGAAAUGAGAAAAGAUAUUGAAAAUGAUAAUCGGUAGUAAUUUCUUGCACGAGCGACGAUAGGACUGCGAGACGAUUCAACGGGGCAGAGAUAUCGGCUAGCAGUGCUUAUUAUUUUGCAGACUGAACGAAUUUCGUCGCUGUUAGUAGAGACGCGAAGGUGUAUAUAAACGAGAGAGAGAGAGAGAGAGAGGGAGCGAGAGAACACGCGAGAGGUACGGGAGAAUCAAUUAUUUGUCUGUACGAGAGCAGACGCGACGAAAGGUACCGCAAAAAAAAAAAACGAGGGAUAUACUUUAACCAAACACCGUGUAGUGAGGGUAAUAAUAAAUUAAAGUAUAGCGAUAGUCGGCCGGCGAUUACGAUUAAUCUCGACGUUAUCAUUAUUCUUGUCAUUGUCAUUAUCAUUACGAUUAUAAUUGCCAUUGUCACUGUGAUUAGAUCUGUUCUUUUGCUCAACAUAAAUCGACACUGGCGGCGAACGGAAACGGUGAGGAACGCGCUCACGGUAAACGGUCGUUUCCGAUCCUCUCGAGGUUACCAUUCUGGAUGAUAUUAUUCCUAUUAUUGCCAUUAUUACCACUAUUGUCGUUACGUUCUCGUCAUUAUUGCGAU
Molecule: messenger RNA, 7669 nt
Organism: Colletes gigas
Lineage: Eukaryota; Metazoa; Arthropoda; Insecta; Hymenoptera; Colletidae
Exons: 18
Coding region: 1-5487 (1828 amino acids)
Biological process (GO): regulation of transcription by RNA polymerase II
Cellular component (GO): nucleus
Molecular function (GO): zinc ion binding; DNA-binding transcription factor activity, RNA polymerase II-specific; RNA polymerase II cis-regulatory region sequence-specific DNA binding
Source: RefSeq, a predicted model, not a curated record